Cydia pomonella (codling moth) is the source of this 7014-nucleotide messenger RNA. RefSeq lists its product as uncharacterized. Lineage: Eukaryota; Metazoa; Arthropoda; Insecta; Lepidoptera; Tortricidae. The record is from RefSeq and is a predicted model, not a curated record. Gene Ontology annotation, molecular function: nucleic acid binding; RNA-DNA hybrid ribonuclease activity. Bases 3139 to 4122 code for a protein of 327 amino acids. The transcript is spliced from 2 exons.
ACCAUUGUCAGGUUUUCUUCAAUAUACUUAUUUACGAGUAGGUACGUAAAAUAUGGGUCCUAAUUGUUUUUCUCUUUAGGAAAAAGAACAGAUAGUUUUCUUUACGAACUUAAAUCUUUAGGGUAUCUAAAAAAGGGGACAUAUCUAGUGGAAACUUUAACGAAUAAAGGGAGUUCCGAUCAAAUACAACAAUAUUAUUGAAAUACAUUUUUAAGAUCUAUGGUGUUUUGGUCCUUGAAUCUGCGCCCCAGUAUGCCCUGCAUACCUACUGUUAAGAGAAAAGGGGACUAUUGAGGUGGCCGCUUCUCCAUACAAAACGUAGUCCCCAUUUUCCUCUCUGGAGUUGGAUUAACAUGAUUGAAAAUAUCAAUUACAUAUUUUGGAAGUUUAUACCUACCGCAAGCUUUUAUAAAAAAAAAAUGCAUGGUAUUUGCUUUUCGCUCCUAACUCUAACAAUAUAAUCAAAAAGUCGAAAAAGUUAAACGAAGAGGCAUAGGUAGCUGUGAUUAAGACGAAAGUGGAGGACCCGCGUUAAAUCGCUUUUUCAUACAAACGUAGUCCUCAUUUUCCUCUAUGGAUAAUAACAUUAUUGAAAAUAUUUUGACACAAUUUGUUGUAUAUCAAAUUUUUUAUUAUUAUAAGAAUUAGGAGCAUUUAAACAUUUGUAUGAAAUCUGUUUUCGCUCCUAAUUUUUAUAAUAAGUAAUCAAAAAAAUUAAAAAGUCAAACGUGAGGCACAAGAAUUAUUAAUAUACAUCAAAUUAUGUAAAAAUAUCUUGCAGAAUUUCAAUAUCCAAAGAGGAAAAUGGGGGCUACGUUUGUUUGGACAAACGGCCGUCCUCGUUCCUCUAAAUAGUUAUUGUACCUAUUUGUCCUUACGUACAAGCCGUAUUGACCUUACUGUGGGAGUAGGUCGGCUUGUGUAAGAUUGUCUCAUAAUUUUUAUUUAUUACACAAUAAAUUGUGUAAAAUGAUUUUCCAUAAUGUCAAUAUGUAGGGAGGAAAAUGGGGACUACAUUUGUAUGGCGAGCAGCCGUCCACUAUCUUAAAUUAAAUAUUUAUAUUGGUCAAAUUACGGUAUUAGAAGCCGCCUUUGUUUUUACAAUAUACAAAUACCUACGUUUAUUUCAUUACUUUUUAUAGCAGUCAUAGGUACAAAUAUGUAUGAGGUAGGUAAGUAGUCCAUCUUAGGUACAAAGUGUAGGUAUGUAAGUAUUUAUCUCAUCAAUGUGCAACAAUUUGAUCGUGUAAGUAAUGAAAAAGGUGCGGGUACAGCUUGCUGGAUUUAAACCCGCCCUUGGUCAGCUAAUUGAAGAGGUAUCGGUAUCAUUUAGCGAAUUGUACAAUUGACAUAAAAAAAUGAGAACAUUUAGUAGGUAACAAGAGUUUUUACGGGGCAAUUAACACUGGAACAGAAUAAUAAAUAACAUGUAUUGUGUAUCAUGGAGUUAAAAGUCAAAGUCAAUAUAUUCUUUAUUCAAAUAGGCCUAGCAACAAGCAAGUUUAAAUCGAUAAAUUUUACAAAUAUCAUCAUCAGUAAUUACCUAAAAGUUAACUUUAUGAACGCAUCCCUCACCGGGCUGGUAACGUGUAUAUCCUGGAAUUCCUUUUGAUGAUUCAUAUGCAAUAUUAUAGGUACGUAGGUCACAUCCACUUUAUAUUUAUAAUAGUGAACUUUAAAACAAAUAUAUAAUGAAUAUUUUACCAAUCCACAUAUUUUGACUAAGGUGUAGAAUUUGUGAAGUUAGGGCUUGUAGAGUUAGAAUCUUUUGGCUCCACAUGAUAUCUGAUAACUUUUUUACAGUGCGAGCCUUUUGGUUUCGUCUUGGCAACAUUUUACAUGAUUUUUUUGGUGAGAUAGUUUUUUGAAACCUAUUAUGUAUGUUCUUAUAUUAGUGUUUAUGAAUGUAUUCGCUAUGUGCACGAUUCUCACGCAGCCUAGCAUCCGCAAAUCUAAGGGAAAACGCCAAUUCACUACAUCUUAUAAAACUACUUCAAAACUAAAAACUGAACUGAUUUUCAUACGACUUUCAUCUAUCAAUAGAGUGAUUCUUGAAGAAGGUUUAGGUAUAAGUAUGACUUGUUAAGGUUUUGUGUAAAUAUAGUUGAAAUAUAACGACGUAUAUUGAUGAUUUACAGAAGACGACGCUUUAUGAUAUACAGAAGCUGUUUUGGCCGCUAUAAUACAUGUUAAGGCUAGUGUUAUAGCUCAAAGUGAAUUGUACAACCUUAACAUCUAUUUGAGUUAUCAGCAGGUGCAAUUUGCACUAAGGUUCUAAUUAUAGCUCUUUGUAUCACUUACAGUUGAAUAGAGAAGUUAUUAUAUGCUAUAAUAGAUCAUGUAGUCGUAAAAGAGCGUUAGGUAUCCAGUACCUUAUUAUGUACAUCUUAUACUGUUAUUAGAUUACUAACUUACAAGCUAAGCCUAUAGCGCCAUGUUAAGAUGACUGAUGAAUCAAUAAGCAAAUCGAAAACUAUAAAUUGGAACGUAAAUACUGAAAAAAAAAUGCAUAGUACUCAAUAUUGACCUUAUGUUAGUAUGCAUUACUAUACUUAACACCGGACUUCACGAAUAUUGUUUAAUUUUUCGAAAAUUAAAUAUGGUGGAUCACAAUUGAAAAUCCGUUAUAUUUUGAUAAAUAUACCAAGGAUCAUGGACUUUUUAAUUUUUUGUUAAUAAUACAUAUAGUUAUUGACAGUGUAAUUACUUUAGCCGUCAUAAAUCUGCAGAUAACGCUGGUACCAAAGCACUAAAAUAUUUCCUUUUACUUAUUUCAUUACGCCAUUAGAUUUCACUUCAAGCUGUCACAAGGAAAGCUUACGAACAAUAAUACAAUAAAAAAACCGGACAAGUGCGAGUUGGACUCGCGUUGUAAGGGUUCCGUACAUCACAGGAUUUUUCUCUCUCACCAUCUCUGCAAACUGUAACGCCACGUAUGUACCUAUAUCAGGCAUCGCCCGACUAUAUCAAGUACCUACUACGAGACGAGAGCAUCGAAUCAUGAGCAGAGCGCCCUGUAAGUUGACCCGUUAAUAUGAGGGUGCCUUUGGUGCCCAGGACUUUACGUCGGCCUUCGCCCGACUCUUUGAGUAGGUAUGAGGACGCCGUAAGCGCAAGCCAAAGACUAAACAAACAAACAUGGAAUGUGACAAUUUCAUGGAAAGGAUAACGAAUAUGGGCUGCGAUAAGAUGCAACCCAAGUUUGUGUUCCGUAAGAAUUUUGAAGUUAAAGUUCCAACAAGGGCUGAAUGGACCGAAGGUCUUCAAGCACCAAAUUCGGAUGAAAACGACAUCAUAUGGUACACAGACGGGUCCACGAUAGUAUCUGGUACGGGGGCAGGCAUUUAUGCAAAUGACUUCAGUUGUAGCAUAAGCAUGGGUAAUUACGUCACUAUCUUCCAAGCCGAGACGUACGCUAUAAUUGCCUGUGUGCAUGAGAAUAUAGUUAGGCAAACCCAAGGGAAGAAUAUCUAUAUGCUCAGAGACAGUCAGGCUGCACUCAAGGCGCUCAUGGCGCUCAGAGUGGACUCUAGACUGGUAUACAAUGGUGUCCAAGCUCUGAACAAGCUUGGAAGACAAAAUAGAGGGCAACUGGUAUGGAUUCCAGGGCACGAGGGAUUCAUAGGCAAUGAAAAUGCAGAUGAACUUGCCAGAGCCGGAUCCGUAAGUGACCACAUAGGUCCGGAACCAUUCGUGGGGCUCUCACAGGGAAUCAUUAUAACGGCUAUCAAAGACCACACUAAGACCAGACACCAAAAAGAAUGGGACAGUCUGACGGGUCUAAAGCACUCAAAGCUCUUCAUACAAGGAGUAGACUCCGGUUGGAGCAAAAAGCUAUGGAAACUUAGCAGGAGACAACUCCAAAUUAUAAUAGGGGUGUUUACGGGCCAUUAUGGGGUCAAAGGGGUUUUGGCCAGGAUGGGACACUCCGACAACACCGAUUGUCGAAUGUGUGGUGAAGAGGAAGAGACAGUAACACACCUAAUGUGUGAAUGUCACGCCCUCGCCAGACAAAGAAUGAAGGACUUUGGAGCAGGCUAUCUGGAACCAAAGGAAUUCAAAAGGCUACCCAUAAGAUCCAUUAUCCGGCACAUGGAAAUGGUCAAAAAAGCUCUUGAGUAGCUAAUGGAGCUUUCCUUAGGGGGCAACUACACAAAAGAUCCCUAUGGGUCGAAGUGUAUCCGCAAGGGCCCCCGAAAAUUAGAAGAUAAGAUAAGAUAAGCGCCAGACACUGGUCAGCGCGCAGCGCGUCUCAUACGUCAGGCUUAUCAGUCGAAGCGUCAAGGGCGCUUCAAGCACUGUAGGUGAGGGCGGCCCAGGACAGGAGCGCUCACAGCGGGCUUAGUUCAACUUUGUAGCAUGUGGGCGCCGCGCCCGAGAAGUAUUUGUAUAUACGCCUGCGGCCCGUGGUUGGAAGACAAUAUCAUAAUUAAAACAUGCUACGUAUACCUAUAUAACUGUAAACAAAAACCAUAAUACUUAUUUUGCUUUACCAAAAUCGAAUUACGCGCGUAGGUAUAGUAUAGGAUCCCGACUACGAUUGCGGAUUCGAAAUCUACUUUCCCUGCGAAAUCCUUGUUUUAGUGGAUCAAUCAGGUGUAUGCAAGCAAUCCCAAAACAAGAGCUAACAAUACCAUGGUAUGUUCUUUGAAAUGUGCUACACGGUAUCAUUCUUUAAUUAUUAGAGUCCAUCUGAAAAAUUUUUGCACCGCCUUUAAUAGCACAAAAAGUGGAAGGGUUAUUAUACAAUUUAUUUACCUACAAUAAAGACGUUUCGAGUGACACCUCAUUGCAAUUUUAGAGAUAAAGAGACAGAGAGAGAGAGAGAGAGAGAGAGAGAGAGAGAGAGAGAGAGAGGAUUAGAGCCGGCGUAACUUUAUUCGACGUUCAUUAGUUUUGUAAUGUGCCUGCUUGAAAAUAAGUUUUAUCAAAAAUAUUUUUUUAAACAAGCUCGCUUUAUCGCUGACUGUACUUUUCUUUCCACAGGCGACUAUAAAUACACAUCGAGAGAGGUUGCGUUGUUUUAUAACGAGGUCUAAUGACCACCUCCUGUCAUCAUCAUAUCGGCUCGAUUAUCUUAGAAGUUUGAGGAAACAGAUAAACACAUACUGCUUUUGCUUUGCUGUAGUCGGCUAAAAUAUAAAAAACAAGAUACUUACUUCGUUAAGCCAUCACCGCGAACUCACAAUGGCCAUAACUCUUAAGUGCCAUAGACGUUAAAGGCGCUUAAGUCCUUUGAGCCGAUCAUCGAUAUAUUUAAUAAAUUCCAACAAAAUGAUACAACAGAGAAAUUCUAUGUAACUAUCAAACUUGGUCACAAAAUUUCACCAGAGUCGACGCCUUCGCAGCGGCAAUUAGGGUAACUCAUAACUUAAGUUUUUUUUCUUAAGUCCGACUUACCCUUAACUGACAGAUUUCUAAUAGAUUUUCCUGUGAUCUAUAGAUUAAGAACUAUAUUGUGUAUUUUUUCAAAAUUUUAGAUCCAGUUGUUUCGGAAAUAAAGGCCAUAAUAAGCCCUUCCAUUUGAAAUAUAACACGAUAUACUUUGCAAAACUUUUAUUUUUAAUUUUCUUGUUUACUCCCCAAAACUGGCCCCUAUGUUUGAGAUUCAUUUAUUUAACAUACAUGUCCGUCUUUGGAUCACAGAUUUACAUAUAUGUACCAAAAUUUCAACUAAAUUGGUCCAGUAGUUUCGGAGCAAAUAGGCUGUGACAGACGGACAGACGGACAGACAGACGCACGAGUGAUCCUAUAAGGGUUCGGCCGUUUUAUCUUUUUGAGGUACCGAACCCUAAAAAUGGAAACAUCUUCAACCAAAGUAGAUAGUGACAAAGGAAAAUAAUGUGCAAUUAACUUGUAAGUAUUGACUAUAAAUGCUUAUAUAGGUACCAUCUAAAUCUGAAAAUAUCAUCUACAUUAUAUAUCUACUAUGACUACUACUCAAGUAAUGAAUAGUCACUUAUUUAGCACUCUUUAACUCAUAAGUACUUAAUUAACGCUAUUAUUUCAACCUCUAACCCUAUUAUAGCGCCGUUUUCCAACCUAAGGUUAUAAAAAUGUGUGAGGGGUAUUACGGGGUUGUAGCUGACUAAUAAUAAUGUAUAACUCCUAAUUUUAGAACGUCAAUAGAACCUCAGGAGUAAUCAAACGCUUAUACUGAUCUCUUUUAUCCCUUAUAUUUAGCGCCUAAUAUUAGUUGGGAAUAUUAGUUGGGUGUCGAGUGUCGACCCGUAAAAUUGCGGCGCGCCACCGAAUAGAGGCAGGCGGUGGCGUGACGCCGGCGAUGUGGCCAAAUUUUGCUGACCUUGGAGAUAUUUCCUUAAAAUCUUAUCGUAUUUUUUGCUUUAAAACCCGUAGAGAAGCUCGGAUCAAAAACCAGAUGAAACGAAAAGUGUUAAGGCGCGUAGGCUUAUAUCUCUGUAACUAUAAUACCCAUACGUAUAGUUUUGAUAUCAAUGUAUAAAGAAAAGUAGCAAUUUCUCGGAAAUGUAUGAACUGCUGACAUAGAUGGCACUGAGUUUGCGCUGGAAACGACGCAUUUGGAGCUAAAAUCACCCCUAUUUGCGGUGUUUAUUUAGUAAUUACUUAUCAGUCUAUAACCGUGCAAGUGCGCCUAAAGAAAGAAUUUUUACCAUACGAGUACUGUGUGCCACAGGAGGAAAUAGAAAUUGUAGGUUUAAAUAGAACGUGAGUGGAACCGAAACAUUUUAAAGGAAAUACUUUUGAAUGGUUUAUUUAAACGCAAAAUCAUUCCUUAUUUUUUAUAUGCUCUCGCCACAAUAUUAUCUAUAUGUUCAAUAAAGGAGAGUUUAGCGUCCAGAGUAAUCCCUAAAUCUCGGAUUGACGACACACGUGAGACACUGCUACUAGCUAAUUUAUAAUCAAAAGUAGCUAUAGGAUUGUGCUGGCAGUUGAUAUUAGACUCUUUUAUCUUCGACGAAAGCAGGUUACAGCUAUCUAUUGGUCUGUAGUUGGACGGAUUUGAGCGGUUUAGGGUUCGGGUCCUGACUUCCA